AUGUGUGCAUGGUUUAUGUUUGCAUCUUCAAAGUGGACCCUCAAACUGUUCGCAUACUACUGGACCGCACGGUCCAAAUUUGUUGUGCCAACCAAGGCAAAGUGCAUGGGAGACAAAGCAUACUACCCAGGAUGUUCAAUUCUGCCGGCGAGACCAAGUAGUGGCAUUUCUUAUGCAUGGCGCAGCAUACUAAAGGGUGUUGAGCUGCUGAGAAAAGGAAUCAUAUGGAGAGUUGGGAAUGGCAAGGAUAUUGACAUAUGGAGUGACCCAUGGAUUCCGAGAGGUAACACCAGAAGGGUCGUCUCCCAUAGGGGCAAUAAUUUGAUAACUAAAGUCAGUGAGCUAAUUAACCCAAUCACCAACAAAUGGGACGAAGAACUAGUGAGGCAAACUUUUACCCCAGAAGAUACAAAGUGUAUCCUUCAGAUCCCAAUCCAAGAUCAUCUCGAGGACUUCACGGCAUGGCACUAUGAUAAAAAAGCUGAAGAAGAUGGUGGAUUUGACUGGCUUAAACUAUGGACAAUGCCCCUCCCAAACAAAGUGCUCCAUUUUUUAUGGAGGCUAGCAACCAAUAGCUUACCAUUGCGAACAAAGCUACAAAACAGAGGUACAGGAGAAAGGGAAGGGGAUAGCCCAACAGCCAAAGCAAAAGUGGACAAGAGCAGCUUCAGGAAUAUUGAAGAUCAACACUGAUGCAGCUUUUCACAGGAUUUCCAAUGAUGGAGGUUGGGG
Messenger RNA from Triticum aestivum (bread wheat), 732 nucleotides. RefSeq lists its product as uncharacterized. The transcript is spliced from 4 exons. The coding region runs from base 1 to 693 and encodes 230 amino acids. Lineage: Eukaryota; Viridiplantae; Streptophyta; Magnoliopsida; Poales; Poaceae. The record is from RefSeq and is a predicted model, not a curated record.